This is a messenger RNA of Homarus americanus (American lobster), 879 nucleotides long. RefSeq names its product extensin-like. Bases 1 to 879 code for a protein of 292 amino acids. The transcript has a single exon. The record is from RefSeq and is a predicted model, not a curated record. NCBI's taxonomy places the organism in Eukaryota, Metazoa, Arthropoda, Malacostraca, Decapoda, Nephropidae.
AUGCCCACAGAACAUCUUCCAAGACCUGCCCACAGAACACCCACCCACGCCCACAGAACAACUCCCAAGACCUACCACGCCCACAGAACAACACCGGGACCCACCCACACCCACAGAACACCCAACCACGCCCACAGAACAACACCCAGGACCCACCCACGCCCACAGAACAACACCCAGGACCCACCCACGCCCGCAGAACACCCAACCACGCCCACAGAACACCCACCCACCCCCACAGAACACCCAUCUAAGCCCACAGAACAACACCCAGGACCCACCCACGCCCACAGAACACCUCCCAAGACCCAUCCACGCCCACCGGAACAACACCCAGGACCCACCACGCCCACAGAACACCUUACAAGACCCACCCACGCCCACAAAACACCUCCCAAGACCCAUCCACGCCCACAGAACACCCAAGACCACCCACGCCCAGAACACUCCCAAAACCCACCCACGCCCACAAAACACCUCCCAAGACCCACCCACGCCAACAGAACACCUCAAAGACCCAGCCAUACCCACAGAACACCUCUCAAGACCUACCCACGCUCACAGAACACCUCCCAAGACCUAAGCCCACACAGAACACCUCCCAAGACCUACCCACGCCCACAGAACACCUCCCAAGACCUACCCACAGAACACCUAACAAGACCCACCCACGCCCACAGAACACCUCUCAAGACCUACCCAAGCUCACAGAACACCUCCCAAGACCCACCCACGCCCACAGAACACCUCAAGACCUACCCACGCUGCACAGAACACUCUAAGACCCACCCACGCCCACAAAACACCCUCUCAAGUCCCACUACGCCCACAGAACACCUUCCACGCCCACAGAACACAUCUCACGCUCACACGAUGUAA